UCUUCUCCGAUUGUAACAUAUCUAUACUGCAAUUAGUUUCAAUUUGUUUACUGUGGUUUGCUGCAGAUGUGAGAUCAAAAAUUUUUUGCUUAUAUUAGAUUGAAAAAACUCUUAUUGUCGUAAUAAAAGACAAUAAAUAACAGUAAAAAUGCCGCGAAUAAUGAUAAAGGGUGGUGUCUGGCGGAAUACGGAGGAUGAAAUAUUGAAAGCAGCUGUAAUGAAAUAUGGCAAAAAUCAAUGGAGUCGUAUUGCUUCUUUACUACAUAGAAAAUCUGCCAAACAAUGCAAGGCAAGAUGGUUUGAAUGGUUGGAUCCUAGCAUAAAGAAAACUGAAUGGAGUAGAGAAGAAGAUGAAAAACUACUGCAUAUGGCUAAGCUGAUGCCUACACAAUGGAGAACCAUUGCGCCUAUUAUUGGACGAACAGCAGCUCAGUGUCUAGAAAGAUAUGAAUAUUUGCUUGAUCAAGCACAAAAAAAGGAAGAAGGAGAUGAUGCAGUUGAUGAUCCUCGCAAACUUAAACCUGGUGAAAUCGAUCCUAAUCCAGAGACGAAACCAGCAAGACCCGAUCCUAAAGAUAUGGAUGAAGAUGAAUUGGAAAUGUUGUCAGAAGCACGUGCUAGGCUGGCAAACACUCAAGGAAAGAAAGCAAAACGCAAAGCUCGCGAAAAGCAGCUGGAGGAAGCACGUAGGCUAGCGGCUUUGCAGAAGCGUAGGGAAUUAAGAGCCGCUGGGAUUACAGUGUCUCAAAAGAACAAACGCAAACGCGGCGUCAAUUAUAAUACGGAAAUACCAUUUGAGAAACGACCAGCAUCCGGUUUUUAUGAUACAUCUAAUGAACACGUUGAUCCUUUAGCGAUCGAUUUUUCUAGAAUGAGACAGCAGCAUUUAGAUGGUGAACUGCGACAAGAAAAGGAAGAAAUGGAACGUCGGAAAGAUAAGCAGAAAUUAAAACAGCGUAAAGAAAAUGAUAUCCCAAUGGGUAUGCUCAACAAUGAAGAGCCUGUGAAAAAGAGGAGUAAAUUGGUCUUACCAGAACCACAAAUCUCUGAUCAAGAAUUGCAACAAGUGGUGAAACUUGGUAGAGCUUCCGAGGUCGCGCGUGAAGUUGCUACUGAGAGUGGUAUUACGCUGUCCGAUAGCUUGUUAGCCGAUUAUUCUUUACCGACAAACGCUGCAGCAACACCUCGCACACCGGCCGCUACAGACAGAAUAUUGCAAGAAGCUCAAAAUGUCAUGGCUCUUACGCAUGUGGACACACCGUUAAAGGGUGGCUUGAACACUCCGCUGAACAAUCCGGAUUUUACUGGCGUUGUGCCGCCUAGUAAUGUCGUCGCAACACCGAAUACGAUUUUAGCGACGCCGUUCCGAUCGCAACGCAGCGAUGGAACACCUACGAAUUCGUUCAACACACCGGGCGGAGCAUCAGUGCGAACGCAAAACGGAGUUCUAGCAGCAACGCCGGUUCGCGACAAGCUCAACAUAAAUCCGGACGAAAAUGUGGAUGGCUCAGAAACUCCACUCAUGCAGACGCAAGCAAAGACUUCGUUACGCGCGGCAUUGAGUUCCUUACCGGCACCCUGUAAUGACUACGAGAUAGAUGUCGGAGAUGGAGAAGUAAACGAGGAAAGACCUAGCACGCCUACAAGUGAGAUGAUCGAGGACCAAGCCGAUAUAGACGCUAGGCAACAGCAAGAAUUACUAGAAGAAAAGAAAAGGGAAUUAGCACGUAGGUCGCAAGUAAUACAAAGAGAGCUGCCACGACCUGCGGAUGUAAAUAUGAAUAUCUUGAGACCAUAUAUGGACACGCCUCUGACUGAUUUGCAGAGAGCAGAAGAAUUGAUAAAGAGAGAAAUGAUCACUAUGCUGCACUACGAUGCGCUACAAAAUCCAACGCAACCAAAUCGAAAGGGUGCCGCAAUAUCAUUAGGGCAGGCUCAGGCUUAUCUAGAACAACAUCCAUAUGAUGCUUUCGAAGAAAACGAACUUCUUGACGCUAAGAAAGUGUUAGCCGAUGAGAUGGCGGUUGUAAAGGAAGGAAUGGCACACGGAGAAUUGAGCUUAGACGCCUACACCACCGUAUGGGAGGAAUGUUUGUCGCAGAUUCUGUACCUCGAAACGCAGAAACGAUACACUCGCGCGACGCUGGCUUCGAAGAAAGACAGGGUGGAGGCGUGCGAGAGGAAAUUGGAGGAAAAUCGUAUGCACAUGACGGGGGAAGCUAAACGCGCUGCGAGAAUGGAAAAGAAACUGAAAGUACUCACCGGAGGUUAUCAGACGAGGACACAGGUGUUGACGAAACAAUUACAUGAUCUGGGAGAGCAAAUAGAGCAAGCGCAUCUCGAACUGUCGACGUUUAAGUUUUUGGAAACGCAAGAAGAGGCGGCAAUUCCAAGAAGAAUAAACGCGCUAAUGGAAGAUGUGAACAGACAGACGGAACGAGAACGCUCGUUACAAAUCCGAUACGCACAGCUGCAAGAUCAGUUGCAUCAAUUUCAUUUAACUGACAUGGCGUCUUAGGAACACAUUACAGUGCUUGUUGAGCGACAAAGUGUGUUGUAAUAUGUAUUACUUUCUGACGUUCCACUUAAGUUGUAAAAUUACGCCCUCAGAAAUAUUAUGUGCUAUUAGAAUCAAUUGUUUCCUUUUCAAAAAUAAGAAAUUUAAUGUAUGAUUUUUUUAUAGCUAUUAAUGUCGUUAGUGUUAUUUUAAAACUUAU
Linepithema humile (Argentine ant) is the source of this 2717-nucleotide messenger RNA. RefSeq names its product cell division cycle protein 21 (gene Cdc5). Lineage: Eukaryota; Metazoa; Arthropoda; Insecta; Hymenoptera; Formicidae. Gene Ontology annotation, molecular function: RNA polymerase II transcription regulatory region sequence-specific DNA binding; DNA-binding transcription factor activity, RNA polymerase II-specific. The record is from RefSeq and is a predicted model, not a curated record. Gene Ontology annotation, biological process: mRNA splicing, via spliceosome; regulation of transcription by RNA polymerase II. Gene Ontology annotation, cellular component: Prp19 complex; spliceosomal complex.